UUGAAUCCUAAAUUUUUUGCUACCCAUUACUCGUUUUCCUCCCUGGAAACAUCUAUCCACCAUGGAUCAGUUCUUUCUUGGCUUACUCAUUCUCAGCUUCCUCAUUUCUUCUACUACUUUUGCUCAACAGAACUACUCAGCUAAUUCUGCACUGGACUGCGACAGCAGUGAUGAGACUGGACCAUCUCCUGCAUUUCUCUACACUUGCAAUGGCCAAAACAAAUCUUGUGAUGCCUUUCUCAUCUUCAAAUCUCAACCUUCUUAUGACGCGGUGCCUACUAUCUCAAACCUCACAUCUGCGAACAAAGACGAGCUUGGAAGAAUCAACAAUGUUACGAAGUUUUCAAAGUUCCCUUCCAACAAAGAGGUAAUAGUUCCUGUGCAUUGCUCUUGUUUAGCCCAAUACUACCAAGCCAACACUACAUUUCAAGCCACGAGUGACAAUACUACGUAUUACGUUGUAGCAAGUCAAACUUAUGAGGGUCUUUCUACUUGUGCUGCUCUUAAGAGAGCUAAUGAAUAUGGUGAGUUUGAUUUGGGGUUUGGUGUGGAACUGCAAGUACCACUAAGAUGUGCCUGUCCUACCUCAACCCAAAUUAGGAGUGGUAUGAAUUAUCUACUUACUUAUCCUCUUACCAUUGGCGAUACUGUUGAUAAUAUAGCUGAAAGAUUCAAUACAAGUGCAAAAAGUAUAAUUUAUGCAAAUGAGUUGGAAGAGAAUUCAAUUAUUUAUCCAGACACAACGAUUCUAGUACCUUUGCAAACUAAACCUACAAGUUCAAACACCAUAAUUCACGAAGACCCACCAAAUGUUUCACGUCCUUCGGCUUCUAGUCCUGGAGACAGAACAUCCAAGAGGGAACUAUAUGAAUGGAUUGGGAUUGCAGCAGCUUGUUCGUUGCUAUUCCUCAGUAUCAUUCUAGCCAUUCUCCUUCUGCUUUGCAAAAGGAGAAAAAACGAGGUUCUUGAGACCAGUCAUGAAACAGAACAUGCAUUGCCGAAAGAUCUUCGUAUUGAGAUUGCAAGCGUUGAGCAAGUUUUGAAAGUUUUUGGACUUGACGAGGUGAAGAAAGCCACUGAGAAUUUCAGUUCCAAGCAUAGAAUAAAUGGUUCUGUCUACUGGGGAGAAUUUGGUGGAGAGAUUUUAGCUGUCAAGAAGAUGAAAAGAGAUGUAUCAAAGGAAGUGAGCAUUUUGCAGAGGAUCAACCAUUUCAAUUUGAUUAAGCUUCAUGGCUUUUGCGAGAAUCUGGGUUGUUUCUAUCUUGUUUUUGAAUAUAUGAAAAAUGGUUCUCUACGAGAAUGGUUGUCGGAUGAAAGGUCUGAAAAUAAUGGAAGUUGGAGUAAGAGGAUUCAGAUUGCUCUGGAUGUUGCUAAUGGACUCUACUAUCUUCACAGCUUUACUGAACCUGCCUGCGUGCACAACAACAUUAAGAGCAGCAACAUUCUUUUAGACAGCAACUUAAGGGCCAAGAUUGCAAAUUUCGGUCAUGCAAGAGCAGCAACAAGGGGAACAACAACAAAUGCUGCCCUGACGAAACGCGUUGAAGGGACUAGAGGUUACAUGGCUCCUGAGUAUGUACAGGCAGGUCAAGUAACUCCCAAGAUUGAUGUAUAUGCUUUCGGAGUCGUGCUCCUGGAACUGAUCACAGGAAAAGAUGCUGUUUUUGUACAGGAUGGAAGGGAAACACCACUUUCAACAGCAACAGUUUCUAUUCUGAAGAAGGAAAAUGCAGAAGCUGAACUAGCUUUGUUCAUUAAUCCUAGUUUCCUUGGGAGUCAUGAGAUUAAAUUGGCUCUACGCCUGGCUAGAGUAAGCUUAGCCUGCUUGACGCACGAACCAGAAAGGAGACCGGGCAUGGGGGAAGUGGUGUCAACGCUGUUAAAGAUUCAGGCAGGUUUGGAGAAUACAAAAUCACUGGAAGUUGACUCUGUUGAUGUAGAAACUCCACAAUGGCGUUCAUCAAUAGGUUCAACUGAUUGGAGAGCUGAAGCUAUUUCGAAAUAAUUGUUUUCUUUGUAUAUAUUAGGACCAAAAUUCUAAUAUUCAUUACUUGUAUCAAUGUAUAUCCCCCAAUUAUUCAUA
Messenger RNA from Hevea brasiliensis (rubber tree), 2083 nucleotides. RefSeq names its product lysM domain receptor-like kinase 4. The record is from RefSeq and is a predicted model, not a curated record. Gene Ontology annotation, biological process: protein phosphorylation. Bases 62 to 2005 code for a protein of 647 amino acids. Gene Ontology annotation, molecular function: protein kinase activity; ATP binding. NCBI's taxonomy places the organism in Eukaryota, Viridiplantae, Streptophyta, Magnoliopsida, Malpighiales, Euphorbiaceae. The transcript has a single exon.